GCAUUACGCGGCAACAUUCUUACUGCUCCCUUGCGUUCUCGAUCACACACACCACGCGGAGCUUAUCAUGUGGUGGCACUGACGAAAGUGACAAAUCACACGCUUGACCAGUCAGCCUCUCUCUCUUGUCUGUCUUGUCUAGUAAUGAAUUCGGUUCCCUGGUCCCCCCUGUUCCUCAGAUUAGGUCAAAGAGCCGUCAGCCGUCGGGGAUAUAUCAAACUCCGCAAAUUGGCAGAGGAAGUUGGUACUUGUCCCCCGCAGCGACUCCGCGUUGCUAAUGCUUGUAUCUUGAUUAGCUGCGAAGAUCACCAACAGACCAACAGCUUACUGUCCGCGAUACCAAGAACAGCCCAAGAACAGCCCAAGACAAAGGGCUUUACUUACCCCACACGCCAAUUUCGAUGGAUUCAACGGCCUGCCGUUCUCCCCCUGGCUCCCCCCCAACUAUCGCAAAAGUUGUAUUACCCUGGCUGUUGGUGCGACUGGGUUUUUGCGAAGCUUUAAAGGUCGGUUGUACGGUGUCCCGAAUAACAGAACAAUCCACCUAACUUUCCUCUUUCCGUCAUUCUUCUUUUUUCCUCUUCGGUUUGCGACACGGAAAGAAGAAAAGAGGAACAGCUUAGAACGAUGCCGUCUUCAGAAUCCGGCGAAAUGUCGUCGAACAAGGCGACGGUGGAGGAGCUCGAGAAGGGGAGCGUGAUCCAGGUUAGCUCUACCGAGAAGAACCUGACGCGUAGGGUCCUGUGGAAGUUAGACACGAGAAUCCUUCCGGUUCUUGCAGUACUGUUCCUCUGCUCGUUCCUGGAUAGGACCAACGUGGGAAAUGCGCGGCUGUACAAUCUCGAGGGGGACAUCGGCAUCACGGACCACCAGUACGAUCAAGGUCUCGCUGUCUUCUACGCGACGUACAUCCUCAGCGAGAUCCCGAGUAACCUGAUCCUCAAGAAGCUCACGCCUCAGAUCUGGCUACCAUGCCUGACCUUCUUCUGGGGCGUGUCGGCUAUGUGUCUUGGAUUCGUACAGAACUUUGCGGGCUUCGCUGGCGUUCGUGCGCUUCUUGGACUUACCGAAGGUGGUCUACUACCUGGAAUUGUCCUAUAUUUGUCGACCAUCUACACGAGAGGUGAACUCGCCCUGCGCAUCGGCGUCUUUUACACAGCCGCGUCCUUGUCAGGCGCAUUUGGAGGCCUAUUAGCUCGUGGGAUAGCUGAGAUAGGCACUCGGGGUGGCCUGAAUAAGUGGAGAUGGAUCUUCGUCAUUGAGGGUCUCUUCACGGCCCUCGUCGGAAUUGCUGCUUACUUCCUGCUUCCUAACGGUGUCGCUUCGGCUAAAUUCCUGACUCCCGAAGAGCGUGAAUUCGCUGUUAAUCGGCUUCAUGCCUCCAGUGGUACCGGCGACGGCAACCAUCGUGAAAAGGAGGCUUCUGAGAGGUUCGCCUGGUCUGAGGUGAUUCGUGGUGUCUUCAGUCUGCAGACUUGGUUCACAGCCUGUGCAUACUUCGGUAUUCUUAGUGGUCUUUACAGUUUCGGUCUCUUCCUUCCGACAAUCAUUUCAGGAUUAGGAUACACUGCAGACGAAGCUCAGCUGUGGUCCGUUAUCCCCUACGCGGUGGCUUCAGUAAUCACAGUCAUUACCGCGUUUAUCUCCGAUCGAUUCCGUGUCAGAGGUCCCGUUAUGCUCUGCUCGCUACCGUUGGCGAUUAUUGGAUACGGUGUGAUUGCUAACACGAAGAACGAUAAAGUCAAAUACGGCAUGACUUUCCUCAUGGCUACCGGUCUUUACAGUAGCGUGCCACCAGUUCUGGGUUGGCUCUCGAACAACUCUGCCGGUCACUACAAGCGCGCUACGACGAGCGCGCUGCAGCUUGCCAUUGCGAACUGUGGUGGAUUCGUCGCCGUCUUCAUUUACCCGAAGUCCCAAGGACCGGCAUACUAUGAAGGCCACACCAUUAUUAUGGGAUUGCUGUGUGGUGGAUGGUUCUUAGUCGCUUGUAAUGUGUUAUACUGCUGGAAGAUCAACCGAGAUAAGGCGAAUGGCAAGUACGACAAGUACCGCGGGUUCGGUGACGACCGUGAUCCGGCAUUCAAGCUGGUUCUAUAAAUUAUCGAUGGGCUGAGUGAGAAUGAGGGGAAGGUUAGCAAACAUGUGUUUUAUGGGGAGUCGGUAACGAUAUAGCCACGACGGAAUCAUCUUAUGCAAGGAAAAAUUGGACCAACUUACCUUGGCAUGAGUCUAAAGGGAAGGUUGGUCUCGUUUUAAGUCCCUCACUGAGGUAUUUCACCAGAUACCCGCAUGGUUUCAUGAAACUUCACGAUAUACUGAGAUAUCCAUGGGAAUUAUAUGAGAUACUUUUGAGUAUAGGCUAACGAUAGGCCAACGAUAGGAUUAUGGGUAUUAUAGAAUUGGUAUUCAGGGGUUUCCUGGAGUUUUGAACACUUUACGUAACAACUGGGAAAUAUAAUAUCUUUAUAGUUGUGAUGUUUUUGUCGGUUCUUCAGCGGUAGCUUGGCCCUCUUGGCCUUCUUGGCUAACAUUUAGGAGUACCCAUAUUAUACUCAAAUCCGUCUUCAUCC
This is a messenger RNA of Annulohypoxylon maeteangense, 2573 nucleotides long. Its product is annotated as MFS general substrate transporter. The record is from RefSeq and is a predicted model, not a curated record. NCBI's taxonomy places the organism in Eukaryota, Fungi, Ascomycota, Sordariomycetes, Xylariales, Hypoxylaceae. Gene Ontology annotation, biological process: transmembrane transport. Gene Ontology annotation, cellular component: membrane. The transcript has 12 exons. The coding region runs from base 628 to 2100 and encodes 490 amino acids. Gene Ontology annotation, molecular function: transmembrane transporter activity.